UGGCCAAGGGUUGGUCAGGAUAAUAAGAAAAUUCUACUGGGUAUAACAUUUUUAUUUAGGUUUAUUGCUUCAUAUUGUCCAAAUUGUAAAACAUUGUACACCUGCUCUAGUCAUCAGCAGCUGCAUAAACUUAGAUGUAUUGCAGAGGGGGUUAACUGUCUUCCAGCCCUUCAACCUAAGGAUCUACAAUACUUUAGUCUCGAGAUAGAGGAUAGUUUUAAUAAAUCUCUUAAAAUCCGACAGGAAAUCCUCGAAAACAAAAUCAAGGACGAACAGCAUCGAGAGAAACUAGAGGAGCAGGAAGAGGAACAGGGAUCGGAAGAGGAAGAAACUGAUGAUGCUACAAGGGUAGAUGAUAACUAUAAAAGUUUAAACCCCUGCCCAGAGAACGAAGAAAUCGAGAAGGAGGACAAAAAAUCCAUGCCCACUAUGCUAGUUAACUACAAGAUUAAUCUAAUUGAGAAUAAUGAGCAUUUUGAUACAUCUAGGGACCAAAAUUAUCUGAAAUCGGAAAAGGAUAUAAAUGCCCCUAACACUAUCAAUGCCUCGAAAUAUUACAAAAGAGAAAAAAUCAAGGCAACUAAAAAUUCAGAGGAAAAAGAAGCAAAUUAUUCAGACUCAGCGAUAAAUACUGAGACCUUACAGGAGACUCCAGUCCUUAUAGGAAGACUUCGAAGAAGACAAACGCCAAAUAAAGAAAAUGUGGAAAUAAAAAAGAUAACUCAAGAAGUUAUCGGCCACGUUUGUGAUUUGUGUGGCAAAAGUUAUCAACGAAAAACUGGGCUCAAACGCCAUGUUUCAACAUUUCAUAAGAAAGAGAAACCGUUCAGUUGCGAGACUUGUGAUAAAAAGUUUGGAAGAAUUGACAGUUUAGUGAAGCAUGGAUUGACUCAUACAAUGGAGAAGAAUUUGAUUUGUGAAAUAUGUUCGAAGGCUUUUAAUCAAUCAUCCAAUCUGAUCAAACACAGGAAUGCGAUGCAUCUUGACACCAAUAGGGAGUCUUACAGGUUUACAUGUACUGUAUGUACAGGGAAGUACUACAGUAAGAGGGAGCUGGCAAAGCAUAUUCGAAUAUCUCAUGAGAAGAUCAAGGAUCAUAGGUGUGUGCUGUGUGAAGGUAAGUUUGGAGGACGAGCUCUAGUCCGCAGACAUGUCAAGAAGGUUCAUCAUGUUCUUAAUCCUGUUGCUCAGAUUCAUUUCCAGAAACUAUUCGAUAUUCUAGACUAAACUAGGAGCUAACAAUAUAAACUGUAGUAAACCAGAAUUAACUGGUGGAUGGAAACCGACCUGUGCAGUGCAGACAGUUAACUCGAGAGUGAAGCAAACCAAACUGACCAAAUUCUAGUAACUCUUACAAACACUAAAAAUCAGACUAAACCCACUUAAGCGAGCAUAAAUGGCAUAAAACUGACAAAAUCAGUGUAAAUUUUAUUAAACCAGAUUAAAUCUAAAAAAAGAAGUUUGAAAAAUCUAGAUUUCGGGUGCAAUAGAAACGCGUCACCACGGAAACGGACCAACACGGAAGCGGACCAAAAAAACGGAAAUCUCCCCAUAAUAGAAUCUUUUGAGGAGUUUUUUUAAAAAAAAAGAUAAUCGGAAAUCCCUUUAAACUUAUUUUUUGAGGGAUUUCCCACUUUUUUCGAUCGGUUUCCCCGAUUUUUAGGUCGUAUUCCGGUUUUAAAGGGUCAAAUAUUUUUGAGUGAUUUCCCAAUAUUUCCGUUUCCGCAUAUUUUUGGUCCGUUUCCAGGUUUUAAAAAAGUAAAAUAUUUUCAAUUUGUUGACCUUCUUGUUCCUUAAUAUUUCCAUCCGUUUCCGCAUAUUUUUG
Eurytemora carolleeae is the source of this 1825-nucleotide messenger RNA. RefSeq names its product zinc finger protein 675. The transcript has 6 exons. NCBI's taxonomy places the organism in Eukaryota, Metazoa, Arthropoda, Copepoda, Calanoida, Temoridae. The record is from RefSeq and is a predicted model, not a curated record. The annotation marks the transcript as partial. Gene Ontology annotation, cellular component: nucleus.